CGACUGUGUGUAGUGACAGCGGGUUUCGACCCAUAUCAUCGCACGUCUUGACCGGAACGCAGGCGUCAGUCUCAUCACGCGGGUGGCUCGGUAAGCGUGUUCUGCCCGACCCCGCGUGUGAAGUCGUCGAUGAAGAGUAUCGCCAGACACCACCGUCUUCGCGCGAGAAAUCUCGACAAGAAUGAUCGCAACUUCACUGUUGCUCAGGAUCGUUGUUUUGGUUAUGCGCGACUCCGACUCGGGGAAGAACGGUGACCUUUGGAUGCUCGACAUCUUCUUGGAGGACCUUUGCGGACCACUCGAAGUCGUUGGCCAGCCUUGCCCGUUCCACUUCCUUCCGACUGGAGACGUCCAGUUCGCUUACGAGUCGUUGAGUCCCAUCCGAACAGCACAAAGGAUUGGCUUUACGCCUACAAAGGAUUGGCAUUACUGCCUUCGGAGGAGCUCGUUUUUAAUGAGUUCGCACCUUGCUAGGGAAACUGUGCCGAGACUGCGAACCGACUUAAAACAAACUCCUCCGUACAACGGAUUGGCUUUACUGCCUACAAAGAUCGUCGGAUAGUGGAUUGCAAGUCGGCCACUUGCCGAUCUGCUUCCGACAAGAAGCCCAGAGGACACGGGCAGCUUGCCGCCAGCAACCAUCAGAUGAGCUGUCUCACCCACUUCGCAUCUGGGAGCUGUACGCGGCCGAGUGCCCUGUCCUCGAAGAUGUCUCAGAAUCGAGGUUACGACCUCCUGAAUCAAAGAAUCGAGUGGUUAUGCUGAGCUGCUUGCUCUCGCGAAGGCCCCGCCCUUCGACACCACGAGAGCUUGCGGAAGGCCCAUGGCACUCCAAGAAUCGAAGAUGCUGAUCCUGCCGGCGACAAGGCUCUGAUGCAGCGUCGACAGCACGUGUA
This is a messenger RNA of Aureobasidium pullulans EXF-150, 896 nucleotides long. RefSeq lists its product as uncharacterized. The record is from RefSeq and is a predicted model, not a curated record. NCBI's taxonomy places the organism in Eukaryota, Fungi, Ascomycota, Dothideomycetes, Dothideales, Saccotheciaceae. The transcript has a single exon. Bases 182 to 562 code for a protein of 126 amino acids.